AUGUCUCCUAUUGUUAUCUCCGAAGUAUACUCCUUAUCCACUGUUAAGCAUACUCUUGAUGACGUUUUAGUAGGUCACUUAGUAGUUCAAGAAGGUUAUAAGGAAGACACUUUUUCUGCUGAUGUAAAGAUAGUUACAGGCUUAUUCUUAUCUCUUUUAACUAUUGUUUUACUAGUCUUAUCUCUUAAGUGUGAUUUUAGUACGUAUAAGUCUUAUGCAGCCACUAUUGUUAUUCUCUUUUGGGUUAUUUCCUAUUUAGAAAGCUUUCUUAGUAAGUUCUUCUUUGGUUAUACUUUUUUAGGCCGAUCUGAUAAGGAUACUAUCAAAAUACUAACAAAGAUAGAUAGUCCUAAACCUAUCUAUACUUUACUUGUUUAUUUUAACAAGAAAGAGAUUCCUAACAAAACAUCACUUGAUAUCACAAAAAUAGUCAAUCAAAAAGGAGAGUUAAACCAAGAUCUUUUCGUUGCCUCUAUCAAAGAAGCACUUCUACCCUCCUCUUCUUAA
Nematocida homosporus is the source of this 507-nucleotide messenger RNA. RefSeq lists its product as uncharacterized. Lineage: Eukaryota; Fungi; Microsporidia. Gene Ontology annotation, biological process: protein targeting to ER. The record is from RefSeq and is a predicted model, not a curated record. The transcript has a single exon. The coding region runs from base 1 to 507 and encodes 168 amino acids. Gene Ontology annotation, cellular component: signal peptidase complex; membrane.